GGGUCCUCGACCGCUGGACUAGAAGACGAAGGGGGCGUCUCCCCUGCUUCCUGCGGCGUCCGUGGCGAAGUGAGGUGGAGGCCGGCUGCGACCGCGAAGGCGACAGUGGCGGCGGUGCCAUGGCAGGGCUCGCAGGACCCCUGCUGCCUUGGUGAUCCUGAGCUGACAGCCAGAGAGCACAGCGGCUGAGCUCCUGGAGAGUGAGGGUUGAAGAACGCUGAGGGCAGCGCCCACGCCCGCGGGCUCCCAUUAGGUCGGUUCCUGCAGCGGUGUUCAGCGGCCUUGGCGAAGGCCCUGCCUGACAGAGAUCAUGUAUUGCCUCCAGUGGCUGCUGCCUGUCCUCCUCAUCCCCAAGCCCCUCAACCCCGCCCUGUGGUUCAGCCACUCCAUGUUCAUGGGCUUCUACCUGCUCAGCUUCCUCCUGGAGCGGAAGCCUUGCACAAUUUGUGCCUUGGUUUUCCUAGCAGCUCUGUUCCUCAUCUGCUAUAGCUGCUGGGGAAACUGUUUCCUGUACCACUGCUCCGAUUCCCCGCUUCCGGAAUCGGCACAUGACCCCAGCGUUGUGGGCACCUAACAACCUGCACAUUUAGCUUUCUAAGGAAGCAGAAGACGGGAGGGGAGGCAUUGACAUAGGUCAUAAAGCAUUGGAGUUUCAAAUCCCGCAGCCUGCGGGUGCCACAUUCCUGACGGCGCCUUUUUGGCCUGUGAUGUUUUAUCCUUAAAAUGUGAAUAAUAGCACUGACAGGUGCUUUUAUUGUAGAGUCCUAUAGUCGUGGGUGGUCUUGUGGUUGUGUGUGUUCUGUCCCCAUCUUGGUCCCAGCUGUCAAGAUGCACCCCCCUCCCCCCCUCGCCUCAUUCCUGCGAGGACUUUGCACCCAUCCUGAUCAACUAUCCCAGCAUGACCUGGGAAGAUAAAAUGCCAAGUUCAUUGUCACCUCUGUCACUCCCUCCUUGUCAGGGUCUUUUGCCUUCCCAGAAUAUUCCCAAGUCCUCAGUUCCUCUCCUGGUUUCCCUUUAGUUCUCUUCUACCCCUUUCCUUUUUAGGGAGCAUCUGUCCAAGACAGGGCUCAUUUUUGCACUUAUCUCGAAUUUAAAGAGAUUGCUGACGCCCGAGAGCCUCGCUUUUUCAUUCUUCUUUCCCUGAUCAGCAGGCUAGACAGAAACAUGUAUUGACUGACUGUUGUUCACAAAUCUCCAGUAUUUUUUCCACUUCAUUUUUAAGAAAGAAGUAACAGAUACAUGUUGCUCUUUCACCUGGGUGUCUGGGCUCAUGCUCAGCCUCACUCCUUUGUCCUUCCUCCUGCCCUCCUCAGCUGUCCAAAGGGGGCAAGGGGUUGGCCUCAUUGUCUCUCCUGUGCAUGCUCUGCAGGAUUGAGGUGUAGUGUGUUCAUGUAGAUCUAGAGUCCCCAGCCGAGUGAAUGAGAGAGUACUUGUGUGUUUCAAAACAGCCAUGAUCCCUUGAUAGGUAUUUGGAUAUUUUUUGGUGUGCCGUGUGUGUACGUGAACAAAUACAUGUGUAUAUUCCUUUUAAAUAAGCUUUAUUGAAUGUGUUCUGAUUUUGAGGUAUAGCAAUAGCUACUAUAGUAGGUGCCGCUACAGUUUUUAUUUAGCAUGGGAUUGCAGAGUGACCAGCACACUGGACUCCAAGGUGGUUCAGACAAGACAGAGGGGAGCAGUGACCAUCCUCAUGCCAGGAGCUCCUUCAGUCCUGCACAUAUAGACUCUAUGAAGAAUACAAAGAGGAAGACUUGUGACUGUCACUUGCUUUUUUGCUGUUUCUGCGCUUUCAUACAAGUGUUGGCAAACGAGACUUUCUUCUGGCCCCUGCCCACUGGCAAUCGGUAUGGUUGUCCCUCCAGUCUAAACCAUCCAUCUUUCUCUUGCCUGAGCGGGGAAGGAAGUGGGCCAGGCAGAGGACAGAACUGGAGGCAGUCCAUCUAGGAAAUGGGACCGGGAGGCCACACUUGUGGAACAUUUGGACUGCUAUUCUGGAGCUUUUAUUUCUCGUGUGUUCGUUGCACAGCUGUUUGAAAUGUUUAAUAAAGCUUUAUAAACUUUA
Molecule: messenger RNA, 2059 nt
Organism: Myotis davidii
Lineage: Eukaryota; Metazoa; Chordata; Mammalia; Chiroptera; Vespertilionidae
Gene: BLCAP
Product: bladder cancer associated protein
Exons: 2
Coding region: 311-574 (87 amino acids)
Source: RefSeq, a predicted model, not a curated record